CCAGCAUGCAUCACAUCUCAAAACAUGAAACAUGAAGCUGGUCCUCUCACAAUUUAAAUCAUGUCUGCCUGCUAUACUGGACCCGUACCAAUUUACCUAACGACGCAACAGAUCAACAGAGGAUGCCAUCUCCACAGCGCUCCACCUGGCACUCCCCUACCUGGACAGUCCCAAUACAUAUGUUAGAAUGCUGUUUAUUGACUUCAGUUCAGCAUUCAACACUGUGAUCCCCUCCAAGCUGAUCUCCAAGUUCAGCCAGCUUGGCAUCAGCAACUCACUCUGCAACUGGAUUAUGGACUUCCUUACUAACAGACCCUAGACUGUUAAAUUAGGAAGUCUCUCCUCCUCCACCAUCACCCAGAACACUGGCGUGCCGCAGGGCUGUGUGUUGAGCCCUCUGCUCUACUCCCUCUUCACCCACGACUGCGCCCCUGUUUAUGGCUCCAAUGCCAUAAUCAAGUUUGCAGAUGACACCACAGUGGUGGGCCUGAUCAGAGAGGAGAAUGAAAUAGGGAUGAGGUUCAGCAACUAGCUAUAUGUGGUUUAAAAACAAUAACCUGGCAGUCAACACUCAGAAGACCAAGGAGAUCAUUGUGGACUUCAAGAGAACGAAGAGCAGGGCACAUACCCCCCUCCACAUCAGUGGUGCUGAGGUGGAAUGUGUGUCUAGCUUUAAGUUCCUUGGGGUUCACAUCACAGAACAUUUUUCUUGGUCUCUCAACUCCUCCAAUCUGGUGAAGAAGGCCCUCACUUUCUAUGGACCCUUAAGAAAGCACAGCUAUGUCCUAGAAUUCUAUCAGACUUCUACCGCUGUACCAUUGAGAGCACACUCACAAACUGCAUCUCUGUACUGCGCUGCCGAUCGCAAGGCACUACAAAGAGUAGUGAAAUCUGCCCAAAGGACUAUUCCAACUCCCCUCCAUCCACAACACAUAUCAUAAACACUGUAGCCUACAAACAAAGCCAAAUCCAUUGUCAAGGAUGCCACCCACCCAAACCAUGGUCUUUUCACCCUACUAUAUAUAUAUAAUGUCUAUACUCUCUGUACAUAACCCUCUAUACUUCUUAUCUGUCACUGUAGACAUGUCAUCUGGAACCUGUAUUUAUCUCUAUCGUCAACAUAACUGCACAGACUGUAGCCUAUGCAACUUGGUAUUUAAUGCCCCGGGCCCAGGCACACGGCGGUCCAUAUCGAUGACUGCUGCUCUUCUAUUCGCUGUGAGGAUGCUCUGCUUCGUAAUGUGUCUCAUUGGAGAGGAAUUCAUCAGCCAGGAAGCUUACUGGGUUGUCUAUAAGCCGCUGUGUUAAGUUGCUUAAACCUAUUCAUAGCCUCGUUCGGGAGAGGAGAGAGAGAGAGACAAACAUCACAACAUUAACUCGAUCAGAGGUCAGUCGCGAGGAGGGUCUCGGUUCGGGUACAAACCGUUACCGGCGUAGGAGAUGUGGGAAGAAGUUUUGUCAUCUGCUUUUGCCAAGUCCGUCGCUGUAACCGUGGUGAUAGCUUUCUGUCUGCUUGCACUGAGGAAAUGGAUAGCAGGGGGCAGAUGUCGCAGCCGGGCACGUCUUCACGGGAAGACAGUGCUGAUCACUGGAGCCAACACUGGCAUUGGCAAGGAGACGGCACAUGACAUGGCUCGCAGAGGGGCUCGAGUGGUGAUGGCGUGCAGGGACCUGAUCAGGGGAGAGAGGACGGCAGAAUAUAUUCGCACAUCCACAGGAAAUGGAAACGUGGUGGUGCGCCACCUGGAUCUGGCCUCCCUGUAUUCUGUGCGUCAGUUUUCCAAAGAGUUUAUUGCCACGGAAGAGCGACUGGACAUUCUCAUUAACAAUGCUGGUGUGAUGAUGUGCCCCAAGUGGGUGACGGAGGAUGGCUAUGAAACUCAACUGGCUGUCAACCAUCUGGGACAUUUUCUUCUGACCAACAUGCUGAUAGGAGUGCUGAAGAAGUCCAGUCCUAGCCGGGUAGUGAAUGUGUCAAGCAUUGCACACAAAGGAGGAAAAAUUGACUUUGAUGAUCUGUUUUUCGACAAGAGGCCAUACAGCUCACUGGUCAGCUACAGACAGAGCAAGUUGGCCAAUGUCCUCUUCUCCCGAGAGCUCGCUCGCAGGAUGAGAGGCACCGGCGUUACGUCGUACAGUCUUCAUCCGGGGGUGAUCCGGACGGAGCUGGGCCGGCAUGUGGAGUGCUGGUUCCCCUUCCUGAGGAGUGUGCUCAUGCUCCCCUCAUACAUGCUCAUGAAGACGCCGUGGGAGGGUGCCCAGACGUCCAUCUAUUGUGCCGUGACAGAAGGGCUGGAGAGCAAGUCUGGCUCUUACUUUAGUGACUGCUCUGAGAAGGAGACAGCUGUUGAGGGCAGGGAUGAUGUUGCUGCUUGUCGCCUGUGGGAGGUCAGUGCCCGCUUGGUGGGUCUCUCAGACCAGGACUGAGGUGACCAAACGCCUGCGCCACCUCUCCCACCUCCAGACAGCUCCACAUGCUUCUCUAAGAGGUCACCCACACACACCUCAGAACACCACCGUUAUGUCUGAGAUGCUAAACAAAGCAAUGAGCUUUUCAGGGUGUUGUCAUGGGAGUUUGGGAGUCACCAAGACAAUCUAAUCAGCCAACAAUCAUUUGACAUUAGCCAACACGUUUGGCCUUUUUUCUGAUUUUAUGUGUGACAGAGUUUUUUCCCUCUUCUUCUUAGUUUGUGGUAAUCACGUCCAAGGCAAUGUAUUUUCUUUGAAAUGGAAUUUAUCAUUAAUAUCUGAGUUGUCAGUUUUUACUGUGUUUUUGCAUUUUCUUGUACAAUAACCCAUAAUACUCUGCACUGUAAGAUACUUAAUCACCCUUAAACCUAGAAAUUAUUGAGGCAAAUAUAGGGUUCAAUAAUUUUAAAAGGCUUUAACUCUGUCUAGAAAUGCAUAAUUUAAUUAAUGUUUCAUCGUGUACAGGGUUGUUUGUUACACUGAAUGUUAUGCACAAAAUAUAAACUGAACAAUAUUGAAAUCCUUACAUUUAAAUAUUAUACAUUUUAACAGUAUCAUAAACCUAAUUAUUAUAGGAAUGGUGUUUACAGCAUUUUUUAUUAUAACAAUGUUAUUAUAUACAAUGUUGUUUUGAUUUCCCUUUUGUAUUUCCAAAAUGUCCACAAGAGGGCAGAAAAGUCCUGUCAUUUUAUUAUAGCCGUGCCUGUAACCUCUAAAUGGACUUCCUAAAAAUGUUCCUGAUCAUAACCCACUAUGUGAGGUGUCAGGUUUUCAUUACUGCUGUUUUUAAAUGACUGAUGAGAGAAUAGAAGAAUUAAACUAUUAAUUUUAUGGAUUUACAACUACUUUUAAUCUGG
Molecule: messenger RNA, 3326 nt
Organism: Alosa sapidissima (American shad)
Lineage: Eukaryota; Metazoa; Chordata; Actinopteri; Clupeiformes; Clupeidae
Gene: crdhl
Product: retinol dehydrogenase 12
Exons: 7
Coding region: 1441-2427 (328 amino acids)
Source: RefSeq, a predicted model, not a curated record